AGUGGGGGAGAGAGAGAGGCUGACUCCCACCGUUCAUAUCGGCAGCUUGAGAGAGAGAAGCAGAAGAGAGGCUGUCACACAGCAGAGACUCUACAACUUGUUCUCAACUAAUCGCCAGCGGAGGGAAGGGGGAGAAAAAAAUAAUAAUUACACGGACUUACAAAUGCUAUUAAUCCCGUGACCAGGGACUCGGAAUGGAAAUAUACGCGCCGGCAAUGAGAAGUAGUUUCAUGCGGCUGGUCGUGUGAGCGCUGCCGGCUCCAACAAAGAAACUCAUGUAGGCAGGUGUCAUUGGAUGAGGUGGGCUGUUCUCCACAACCCAUCAUGGACGUCAACUACUGGACAUUCCCGCAUCACGAAGCAUCCCAUCCGAAUGGCUCCUGCUCCAUAACACCUCCCUGUGUCUGAGCUGUCACAGGCUGUGGACACCAUGACGCAGAUGGACUACAAAUACAGCCUGCUGGGCUCCACGGUGGACGACUACCGCAAGAGGCCACUGCUGCUGCAGGUGGACGACACACCCAUGAACCUGUUCGCAGUCUUGGAGGUGAAGCGGGAGCUGCCGAGACGCUGGAGCAUGCUGGGCUUCUUCCGCAAGAUCCGUGUCUACAGCUUCCUGUUCGGCCUGGCAGUCAUGUUCCUCAUUAUGGCUUCCUACAUUUUGACAGGCGACAAAAAGGGCCUCCUCCUCACCCCGUCCCCGUACCACUUCAGCAGCCUGGUCAGCCCGGGACCUUUCGCCUUCAACCUCUCCUCAGUCAAGGACUACGCACAUAUCAAACUGGUGGUCAAAUCCAUCACCUCGAAGGUGGAGUUCCGCAGCAGUCGACAGCUUCCAGAGCUGAAGGCGCUGGUUAAGAGUGAGCCACAUAUGUUUUCCGCCAUCCCUCGCAAAUUCCUGCCUGGUGUCAAAAACCCCUGCUGGUAUGAAGAAUACACUGGGAAUAUCACUUCAGACCCAUACAAGACAAACUUAUACGGACGCUACUCACGGCGCUUCCGAACUGUUUUUCAGCACUUGAGAAACACUUUCCAAGAACACUUGUUCCACCGCAACAGGAGACUCUACCGCAUGCGGUGCCUUCCUUAUUUCUAUAUAAUUGGCCAACCAAAGUGUGGCACUACUGACCUGUAUGACAGACUGAGGCUGCACCCGGGCGUCAAGUUCACCACUUUCAAAGAGCCACACUGGUGGACCCGCAAGAGGUUUGGUAUCAUUCGCCUCAGUGAGGGCUUCCAUGAUCGAUACCCAGUGGAAGAUUACCUGGACUUGUUUGAUCAGGCUGCUUACCAAAUUCAAGGCAACCUCACAGCAAAUGCCAGUGGAUCCCCCAGUCACCCUAACAUCAUCAUUGGAGAAGCCAGUGCAUCCACCAUGUGGGAUAACAACGCCUGGGUGUAUUUCUACGACAACACCACAGAGGGAGAGCCUCCCUUCCUCAUCCAGGACUUCAUCCACGCCCUGCAGCCUGAUGCCCGCUUCAUUGUCAUGCUCAGGGACCCGGUGGAAAGGCUGUACUCCGACUACCUUUACUUUGGAAUUGCCAAUAAGUCUGCAGAGGAUUUCCACGAGAAGGUGUCAGAGUCACUGCAGCUAUUCGAGGGGUGCCUUACGGAGUACACAAUGCGCUCCUGUGUGUACAACACUACGGUCAACAAUGCCAUGCCAGUCAGAUUGCAAGUCGGCAUAUACAUUGUGUACCUAAUGGACUGGCUGACCGUCUUCAGCAGGGAACAGAUUCUGGUCCUGAGGUUGGAAGACCAUGCCUCGAACAGGAAAUACACGAUGCACAAAGUCUUUGAUUUCCUCAGUCUGGGGCCGCCGACGAAAGAAAUCGAGUCAGAGAUCACGAGAAGUCCGGCGUCAAACACCAGGAGGCCAGCCGACAAAAACCUGGGACCCAUGCUGGCCAUCACUAAAGAGAUCCUGCGGAACUUUUACACGCCGUUCAAUGAGAAAUUGGCAAAAGUGCUGCGGAAUGACUCCUUCCUCUGGGAGAGCAACUCUAAACUCUAAAACAGCCCACCUCCUGUUACUUCAGUUAAAAACCACUGAUGCGUCAGCCAGCCCCUUUGUUUGGGUUUCAUCUCUCUCAAGUGCCCAUGGAAAUCAAUGUUUUUCUUCUUCUUUUCUUAUUUAAAUUAUUUUUAAGUUAUAAACUAAACAGAGAUGAAUCAAAGAUAGAAAAACAGCACAAAAGGAAGUGUGGUGGUUUAGUGUGAGUGUGUGUGUGAGAGAGAGAGACAGAGUGAGUGAAUGCAAGAGAUGCUGGCAGGUUCUUGAUUGUUGUUCUCUUGUGAGCAGAUGUACAAAAUUAAAUAGUGAAUUCAAAGAUAUUAAAGUGUUGUGGUGUCUUUUCAA
This is a messenger RNA of Acanthochromis polyacanthus (spiny chromis), 2362 nucleotides long. RefSeq names its product carbohydrate sulfotransferase 15. Bases 431 to 2017 code for a protein of 528 amino acids. The record is from RefSeq and is a predicted model, not a curated record. The transcript has 8 exons. Gene Ontology annotation, molecular function: N-acetylgalactosamine 4-sulfate 6-O-sulfotransferase activity. Lineage: Eukaryota; Metazoa; Chordata; Actinopteri; Pomacentridae. Gene Ontology annotation, biological process: hexose biosynthetic process.